AUGAGAAGUGCAUACCGGUGGGAAGAAAAUGCUAGUUCGGAGCCAAUAGAUGCCAUAGCCAUGCAAGAAUUGGACUCUAAUCCACAGACGCAUUGGAGGCGUUUUUGGUUCACCUAUGCGCGAAAUUUUUUAUUCAUAUGGGGCAUUCGACCUUUGAUGAUGUAUUUGAGGGAUUUCGUAGCAUACGCGAAUGGAGGCAGAGAUGAAAUCUUUUACAAGGCCAUCCAUGCUAUACACUUACGGGAGGGCCUGAAAGAUGUUACUGAGAAAGAUGUGAGCUGGAAAGAUACACUUAGAAGUCGAGUGAUUAGCGAUAGUACUGAGAUAAUAACUUCAGAAAUUUUAUUGAGUAAUUCGCACGAUGGAAAGUGGAAAGAAUCAGAUGAGAAUUUAAAAAAAGUUGCGAAAGUAAUUCUCGAUGCAUUAAAUGAGGUAAUAGUAAUCGUGCUUAGAGCUUCGCUAAAAAACCUUCCAAUUGGAAAGACUGGUUUUAUUACUAUUGCGGAUCGAGAAAGCUUAGCUAACAAGAACAGAUAUAUGUUUAUGUUUAAGCAUAAGAAAAAGAAGUAUGAGUUGAUGUAUGGUGAAUGUUCUCGAUUGGUCUGUGACAAACAAAAAGAGGUGAUGGACAGAACGAAGUUGUGGAGAGAGAUUAAAGACGGGAUGUUUUUGGUCCUCAUAAGAGAUGAGGAUGAGAUACAUCGCCUUUACGAACUGCGAUUUCCCACUAUUCCAGUGAAACCUUCAAAUAGUGAUAUAGUGUUUGACUUUGUAGAAACACUUUUAAUAUUACGG
This is a messenger RNA of Dentiscutata heterogama, 795 nucleotides long. The record is from the annotation of a GenBank genome assembly. NCBI's taxonomy places the organism in Eukaryota, Fungi, Glomeromycota, Glomeromycetes, Diversisporales, Gigasporaceae.